This is a messenger RNA of Drosophila ficusphila, 5575 nucleotides long. Its product is annotated as kinesin-like protein CG14535. Lineage: Eukaryota; Metazoa; Arthropoda; Insecta; Diptera; Drosophilidae. The transcript is spliced from 7 exons. The coding region runs from base 292 to 3693 and encodes 1133 amino acids. Gene Ontology annotation, molecular function: microtubule motor activity; ATP binding; microtubule binding. The record is from RefSeq and is a predicted model, not a curated record. Gene Ontology annotation, biological process: microtubule-based movement.
CAACGCAGUCGGCACGCGUUUGGCUUUCUCGCCUCGCGGGUUUUUUUAUUCGUUGAAGUGACAAACCAACCAAAGAAACACAACAAAAAUCGCAGAGAAAUCGGGGAAAAUCCCAGUGUGUUGGAUCAAGUAUAAAUCAUGUGCGAGGAAAUCGAGGCAAUUCGGAAAGUCGAAGGAGUUGAGCCAAAGAUGAAAUCAACAGCGAGAAAUUGCCAGUCAUAAAAAAAGGGAAACGCAAGUGCUUCCAGCAAUAAACUUCCACCAACUGUGGCAACCAAUAAGCAAGGAACCAUGGCCACCAGCACCUCGAAUCCCUCCCGGAACGGUGGCUUCUGUGGUGCACUGCAGCGGGCCCCGCCCCCCAUGCCGCCCACCCUCAUCCGCCGGCUGAGCAGCCGGGAGUGCUACGGCGUGGGCAAGGUGAAGGUCAUGCUGCGGGUGGCGGAGCGGGACAGGAACUCCGCCGGAGCGGAGCCGGACUUUAUGGCCCUGGACAGGAAGAAGCGACAGGUCACGCUCACCGAUCCCAGGAACGCCUGUCCGCCGCCCCAAGCCGCCCAGGAACGGGCGCCCAUGGUGGCCGCGCCCAAAAUGUUCGCAUUCGACAACCUCUUCACCGCCGACGACAAACAGUCGGAUGUGUGUGCAUCGGCGCUAAGCGAAGUGAUACCCGCCGUGCUCGAAGGAUCCGAUGGCUGCCUGCUGGCCAUGGGAUAUCCCGCCACCGGACAGGGCCAAACGGUUCUGGGGGAGGUGGGAGGCGGAGGUGGGAAUGCCAGUGGCAGUGGGGGGGCGUGUUCCCUGGGAGCAGCCCCCUGUGCCAUCGCCUGGCUCUACAAGGGCAUCCAGGAGCGGCGGCAGAAGAGCGGGGCGCGGUUCUCGGUGCGGGUGAGUGCCGUGGGUGUCAGUGCCACCAAGCCGGAUGCUCUGUCCCAGGAUCUCCUCAUCUCACAUGCAGCCGAAUCUGACGACUCCCCGGGGAUUUAUUUGCGUGACGACUUCCUUGGCGGUCCAACGGAACUACGUGCACCCACCGCCGAGCGUGCCGCUCUCUUCCUCGACUCGGCGCUCGCCGGACGCUUAAAAAGUUCCGCUUCCACGGGAUCCGGCAGUUCGGGCGGUUCGGGGAGUUCGGGAUGUGCCGCCACCCCCCUGGAGUCCGCCCUCAUCUUCACGCUGCACGUCUACCAGUACAGCCUGUCCCGCAAGGGAGGUGUUGCUGGCGGUCGGAGCCGUUUACAUAUCAUCGACCUGGGCGGGUGUGCGAAUCGCAGCGGGGGAUUGCCGCUGUCGGGGAUCGGGAACAUACUGCUGGCGAUUCUUUCGGGGCAGCGACAUCCCCCACACAAGGACCACCCGCUUACCCCGCUGCUGAAGGACUGCCUGGCCCCCAUCACCUGCCAUGUGGCCAUCGUGGCCCAUGUGCGGCCGGAGCAAAGCUACCAGGACGCCCUCUCCACGAUUCAAAUCGCAUCCAGAAUUCAUCGCCUGCGUCGCCGGAAGCAUCGGGUUCCCAUGCCCCUGGCCGUGGGCUUGGCCCAAGGACUCGGCGGCAAUGGCUCCUCUGCGGGAUCGGGGGCAGAUCCAUCGAGUUCGGAAAUCUCCGCCGACACAGUCAUCUACUUGGGACCCAAUGACGACGCCACGGAUGGGGAACAUCCGCCCGUAUAUCUGCCAUCGCUGAGUGCGGGCGACAAUCGCGGGGUGAUGAGCAAGGCCCUCAAGGGGAGUGGUUUGGAGAAACCCCCCUCGAAGUCAGCCUGCAACAGCCCCAUGAUGAUGAAGAAGGCCAUGGCAGCGGAGAAAGCCAAAAAGCUGCCGGGGAGCAACACAGGCAGUCUGAAGCGACAGGCGGGAGCGGGAGCCUGCUCCUCGCCGCUGAUUCCCCACGAGCAACCGCAGGCCAUGGGCUCGCCCAUUCCGAUUCCCCGGCACAUGGUGUCCAAGGGAUCGAUGGUGCCCUCUCCCAAGGGAUCGCCCAUGCGAAGAGCUCAUCCGGGAGCGGCACUCGAACAACUGGAGGCGGGAAUGAGGAAAAUAACCGAGGAGCAGUGGAUCGAUGGACCGCGCGUUUCCCGGGCCAAAGUGGCAGAGGCACGUCAUCUGAUGCGGGAGGUGAAUCACGUGAAACAGUGCGAAACCUGGGUGGAUGGCCCAAAGUCGCAAUCCUGCAGAUCCCUGACAGCCGGAAAUCUGCCAGCAGCCGGAGCGAGUCAGACGCAGGGAUACGGAUUCAUGGACGCCCACAAGAAGACCAUGAUUCGCCAGUGGGUGGAGAACCAGACCACGCAAGUCUUCCAAAGUACAGUCUCCGCAAGCAACUCGCCCACGGCUCUGCACUGGAAACUGUCGCAGCUGAAGCAGAAGUCCCUGGAUCUGCCGGACAGACCCGCUUUCAAUCCGGAGCCCUCCUUGGAUCUCAAUCAGCCGUGCUUCGAGAGCCUUCCCCUCUUGGAUCCCGCUCCUCCUGAUGGAGAUGAGGACGAGGAUAGCGGUCCCUCGGAGGUUCCUCCUGCUCUUCCAUUGCUCGACGAUCCCCUGGGCUCCAGGGAUAUAUCACAGGACAACCUGCACAGGAUGCUGUCGAGGCACGUGUCCAGGGAGCAGCUCCACGAGGCUGAACUGGUGGCCAGUAGGGCCUCCUCCUCGCAUCAUCCCUCGCAACGGAGCAUCGACUGUGGCCUGCAGGUCACGGAGGAGGAGAUCGCCAGGACCAUGGCCAGGGAUCGGGAUCACGACCACGGCGCUCAUCCCCUGGCUGCUCUGAGUCACACGGACAACAUAUCCUUCGUCUCCAGCUUCAACAUGGCCUGUGAAUCCUUCAGCGAAUGCGGCGAGAGGGCAAGACACCAAUUUGAUCAAUUGGCCCGCCUGCACGAGAUAUUCACCUCCCAACUGGCGAUGGCGGAGGUCACGCCCUCGGCCGCCCUCUUCCGAACGGAUAUAGGGAGCGUUUUCAGCGAGCCCGUCUACCACUUCAAUGUGGGCCAAAGUAGCGUUUGCAGUGAGCCAGCUUACCGAUUGACACCCAGUCCGCCAAAACAACCUUCUCACAGUCCGAGUCAAGGAUCACUGCCCAGUUUGAAUGGCAUAAUGGAGAUCGCCGGGAUGGAUGAUUACGCUCUACUCCGCCAACCAGAUGGAGCUUCCGAUCCGAAUCUGCAGAAGGGAGAAAAAAGAUUUACCCCCCAGCACGAUGAUAUCUGCGAGUUGGAUGAGAAGGCCAUGGCGGCGGCGGUGGGCAAGAGGAACUCCCUGGAGGACACGCAGCACAAGCUGAAUGAGAUCACCAAUAUUCUACCACUGGCUGCCCAAUCAAGACUUCCCUUGCUGCCAUUGAACACCAGUUCCGAGGCCUACGACAGUGGUCACGAUUCCAACUCCACGCCGAGAACCUCCAAGCACUCGGGAAUCUCCCGGAGGGCAGAAAGUGGCUACCACAGUGUGGCCACCGUAAGGGAUUCCGAUGAGAGCAGCUUUGCAUCCGGAAUGUCAAAGGGUCAGCGACAUCGCAUCACGAUUUCCGGAUCAGGAGCAGUCACAACGACGGGAAUCGGAAAUUAUCAGAGGCAGUGCCACAAGAAGCGACAUCGACAGGAUCAAGCUGGAAACAACAAGGGUCUCUGCAACUGGCUACUGACUCCCUUUUCCUGCACUUAUCCAGAGACUGAGGGUGAGAUCAGCGAUUUUUAAACCAACGAAGACCGCAUCCAAGUCCAAAACACCCACCAAAACAAAAGAAAGAACGAGAAAAACCGAGCUAGUCUAGCGCAUUCAAAAUGGCCAAAAAAAUGAAACAAGCAAACAUAAACCAAAAAUGGAAAAAUAUCAUACAGUUUUAGGAAAACACGACUAGGAUGAGGUAGAAGGAUAGGGGAUCUUUGAUAGCGACUGAUUAACUUUUACUAGGCGACGGCUGCCACAACAACAAAAACAAAACAAGAAAACACAAACACAAAAAAUAAGGGAAAACAAAAACCAGUGAAAAGGAAAAAUCAAUUUUAAAGUAAUCUAAUAACUAACCCAAUUACCUAAAUAACUCAUAAUUAAAUCAGUGGGUUGCGAAGCUGUAAGGUAAUUUGAAGUUCUCAUAAAAGAAUUUAUUUAUUAUUAUAGAAAAAAGUCAAAAUACAAGUAAACAUAUCUUUGGAACCAUCUGUAUUUAAAUUUAAAGAAACCCUUUUUGAAGCUAAUUACUUACCAUAUCUUUUAAAUAUCAUACAAUCCAGAUUUUUCUAGAAUUUUUAAAGCAACGCAUUUCUAUUGCCUUACAGUUGUGUAACCCACUGUCUACGCUAUAAAUCAAUCGAAUCAAUCACUCACUCACUCACUAAAUACACGCAUAAGUUCAAACGGGGCUUUAAAUAUCUUAAGUUGCCAGCUAGCAUAAUGUCGGAUAAUCGGGACAACAUUUGAAGUUAAGGAAUUAAGGAUUCUUGCUUGAAAGAAAGUCCCGACCAUCCCUAUUGUAUCUAUAAAUAUUGAACAUAAUAUAUUAUUAACAUAAUCAGGCUACAAUCACUAUGACUUUACAAUGCAGAGAUACAUCUAUAUACAUACACUAUAUAUACACGCGAACAUAUAUAUAUACACACUCAAUAUACAUACAUAUAUCAUAUAGCUAUUUAUUGUUUAGUUUGGGUUAUCUGUUCGGGCAGUCGAUUUAAGAUCAAGUAUGCUAAAUGUUGAAUGUUUGCUUAUUCAAACGAUUUAUUGCCAAUUAUAAGUUACAAAAUGUUUAAAUUAAUUGUUAGUUAGCUAAAGUUAUACACAUCUACUACUAAUCAAGGACAAGAGCGACAAGAACCACUGACUAUAAAGCGAAACGGUUUUUGCACAGUAGACAAAUGUUAAACAUACAAUUUUGUUGCCAUUUUUGCCUAAAUAAACUAUGUUACAAAACGAAAAACGAACAAAAUGAAAUGAAACCAAACGGAAGCAUGACGAAAAUUCAACAAAAAAUAAAUAAAUUAUAUAUAUUUAUCAGAGAUACAUAUUCUAUAAGGAAGGCGGAUCGAUGGAUGAUUUUAAGGAAACCUAAUGCAUAUUCUAUAUAAUUAACGUAACAAAUAUAUUACACAACACAUAAUGAAUGCCAGCAGAAUGAAAGACGCCCGGAGGUAUGCAACGAUUUGUGCGCCUUUUGGGGGAAUAGCUUCAAUUUUGUGCCGCAUUUUGUUCGUUUCGAUUCGAUCACCAAACUAUAAUUAAAAUUAUCGACAUUCCUUCAUUGCCUUUUUAGUCAGCGUCAUCAGCAUAUAAACAAAGCGAAAUGUCUAAGCCAUACAACACACACUAAUUAUAUUGCAUUAUCCAUACAUAUUUCGUACAAUUAUUAUUCCACUUAUCAAGCGUAGUUAAUCACCCACAAAACCCGCUCUCGUAUGCUUUAAAUUCUAAACAUAAUCACCGAAAGUCCCAAAAACUCCCCCUCUCACACGAAAUCUUCUUUCAACCCAAAUUGCAAUGUGCAACCUGCUAAAUCCAACCUACGUGCAUAUAUAUAAUAUGAUACAUCCAAACAUACAUACAUCUAUGAUGGAGUCGUCGACUUCGGCGCUGAAUACAGACUAAU